UGGAUAACGCAUAAGAAAAUGCAUAGCAUUCGCAAAAUAUCAGAUGCAGUUUUUUCUGAUCAUUCAGACUGACCUUAACAUUACUUAUUAGAUAGUUAUCUGUACUUUAUAGAACAUACAUUACGAACUUCUAUGUUAAUAGUAGUUUCAUAACUCACGUACUGUAUCAUGUGGCAAAUUAUUUUAAUUCAAAAUAUAUUUUAAUUAUGCCUACAGUUAAAUUCUGUUGUCAUGUUGUUUUAGUUUUUGAGUUUUACUACUGUUGCCUUCAGUUUAUCUGACCAUAGACCUUUAAGGCCAAAGUUAGACAGAACAUUUUGUAGGUUGGAGGUCGGUUUGUACUGAAGAUUUCCUGUGUUUAAGGGUCACAUAAGUUUACUUUGAGGCAUAGAAGAAACAGACAAGCAGGAUGUAGUCAUGAUUUAACAAUGUGUGACACCGUGUGCGUGCUGUGUGUGUGUGUGUGUGUGUGUGUGUGUGUGUGAAGGGUGUGUGUGUGAAGGGUGUCGGCACUCCACAUCUCCUCUUUUUCCAGUCGGCUCACUAAUGAUGCCACUCUUCUAGGAUAAGGAUCCACCCAGCUGUAAUUAACACAAUCUCAGUUUUCAAACAACUGGAGGAACUGCGACCAGGACACUAACAAGAGCAAAUUCUGUGUAAAAGAAGUGCAGGGGCAUUUGCAGUAUCAGGACCUCUGCUUACAAAGGUAGUAGUGUUGCAGUAAUGGAAGAAUCCUCGGAAGACUAUGGAAAUUACACCUACGAUUAUCUGGAGUAUGAAGACUUCAAGAAGAAGUCAAAGAUGGAUACUCCCAGAAGGAGGCUAUGCACAUCAUAUCAGUUGUCAUAUAUAGUAUUUCCUUUGUGCUUGGUGUCACUGGAAAUGGAAUAGUCAUAUGGGUGACAGCAUUUAAAAGCAAACGGACAGUGAACAGUAUAUGGUUGCUGAACAUGGCUAUAGCAGACUUUGUGUUUGUGCUCUUUUUACCUUUCUCCAUCGACUACGUGCUUCGAGACUUCCACUGGUCCUUUGGGCUGGUCAUGUGUAAACUAAACUCAUUUGUGUCUGUGAUGAACAUGUACGCCAGUGUGCUCUUUCUCAUGAUUCUCAGUCUAGACAGGUAUGUCUCAUUGGUCCACCUUAGCUGGUCUCAGAGGUGUCGCACUAUAAGGCGAGCCUGGACCGUAUGUGGCUGUGUGUGGGGGGUAUCUGCUCUACUGAGCCACCCUACCUUGAUAUUCCGUGACACUAUGCGUAUACAUGGCAGGGUGGUGUGCUUCAACAACUUCAAUGUCCAGGAUGGACAUACAGCUGCUGUGAGACAUAUCACGCUGGUGGCCGUCCGUACCACAGUGGGCUUCCUACUGCCCUUCAGCGCCAUCUGCGUGACUGGAAUUCUCCUGGCAAUCAAAGUCCACCAGUCUGAAGAUUCUGUGCGCCUAUCCAGCUUCUCUAAAAUAGUUUCCGCUGUCAUUCUGGCCUUCUUCUUUUGCUGGGCACCGUUCCAUACCUUUAGUUUAAUGGAGCUUUCCAUGCACUCUUCACUGUACCUACAUACUGUUCUGAAGACAGGCUUUCCUCUUGCUACUAGCUUAGCCUUUUUCAACAGCUGUGUCAACCCCCUCCUCUACAUGCUGGUGGGCAAGAAGGUUCGCCGGCUCCUGAAGCGCUCGUGUCUGGACAUCACAAAGAGUUCUCUGCGGGAGCUCAGCCAGUCCAUCUCUGCAACUGAAUCAGUGACUGUAGCAGACAUCAGUCCUUCAGACAUCAAUCCACUAGAGGAGCCCACAGAAUCAUCAACUGUAUGAUUAUAACGCAGUACUUCCUAAACCCACAGUUAACUGUAUAGAAGAAAUCAACAAGAGCUGCUAUUUUACCUUUGAGAGCCAGCCUGACCAUUAUUUGACCAGAUGUGACUUAUUUUAUAUUCUACUUCAGUGUAACAUUUCUGCUAGUUGUUUCAGUUGGAUACUUCCAAGCAGCAAUUACUCAGAGUGCCAACUUCUGUUGACUGUAAAUUGCCCUCAGUGGAAAACCUGAGUAAAGACGUGCGCUAAAAGUAUAACUUGCACAGGGAAAAAGAGGUAACUUUAAUGAUUUGAAAAAAGAAUCUGAUCCUAAUUACCCCAAAAACAAACAGGAAAGGGGGCCAACCAUCCCCACAGCCUCUGGAACAGGAAUUAUUAGAAGCAGAUCUACCAUUUUCAUAAACACUUUGUAUUUAGAUUUCGGUCUUUAAACAAAUCCAAGUUUAACCCUGAUGGGAAUUUGCACAUCUCAGUAGGCCUUCUAUUUCCCUUAGGAAGAUAUUACAUUGAAAAGGUAUGUUUUCCUUUAUAAGCUCAUUUCCUGUUGUAGUGUUCUCUGUUAUUAUACACUCAAAAAAAAUGCUGGGUUAAAAACAACCCAAUUUGGGUAAAUAUUGGACAGAACACAUGUUGGGUUAUUUUGACACAGCCAGUUGGGUCUCAAACAACCCAUUGUUGUCUUUAAAAAGAGAAAGGUUGGGUUGUUGAGCUAUGAUCCACCGGGUCAGAUCAGAAGACUAGAGGCGUGGCUUAUUAGGGGUGUGGUUUUCAGAUAGCUAUUUUUGGCCACCUGUGAGAGCAAAUGUCAUUCCGGUUAAUCUGUUCUGUUGUCUUGUCAUCACAUGUUAAGGUUGAGCACUGACACUUUUGUAGCUUUAAUAAGGCUUAUUACAUUUAAGUCAUUUAGCAGACGCUCUUAUCCAGAGCGACUUACAGUUAGUGCAUACAUUAUUUUAUC
Molecule: messenger RNA, 2766 nt
Organism: Coregonus clupeaformis (lake whitefish)
Lineage: Eukaryota; Metazoa; Chordata; Actinopteri; Salmoniformes; Salmonidae
Gene: cmklr2
Product: chemerin chemokine-like receptor 2
Exons: 2
Coding region: 825-1808 (327 amino acids)
Biological process (GO): complement receptor mediated signaling pathway; inflammatory response; phospholipase C-activating G protein-coupled receptor signaling pathway
Cellular component (GO): plasma membrane
Molecular function (GO): G protein-coupled receptor activity; complement receptor activity
Source: RefSeq, a predicted model, not a curated record